Messenger RNA from Neocloeon triangulifer, 1621 nucleotides. Its product is annotated as golgin-45. The record is from RefSeq and is a predicted model, not a curated record. Lineage: Eukaryota; Metazoa; Arthropoda; Insecta; Ephemeroptera; Baetidae. Gene Ontology annotation, cellular component: Golgi membrane. Gene Ontology annotation, biological process: Golgi to plasma membrane protein transport; Golgi organization. The transcript has 5 exons. Bases 197 to 1468 code for a protein of 423 amino acids.
UCGUUUCUGUUGGCAACAUUGGUAACACCUGGGCUGGACACUGGACACAUCAACAAAAGCAAAAAUAAGAGACUGCACCGAAAUACUUGAUUUUUUUUUAACCGAAUUAAAUUUUUUUACCCGCUUUGAUGUAGAGUGGACUUUUGAAAAUGUUUUAAUAGUGUUUUCUGCUUUGAUAUUGACUUGACGAAGAGUUAUGGAGCAACUGUCCUCGACGUUCCACUUUCCUGGCGGCCCUGUCAGGACCACGGGUGACGGCAGGGAGAACCCCGACGGUGCCGAAGACCCUGUGAUGUUGGCGAAAAGACUGAGCGCCGUGUGUAUCAAGCCUUUGCUUCCUCCUCCGGAAGACCUCUCGAAACUGUCCUUCUCCCCCGUCAAACCUGUCGGCGAAAUCGUCCACCUGACGCCUCACCUGGCUCGAGUGCCUGCUCGGCAAAACUCGGACGCUUCGUUCAAGAGUCUGCAGGGCCGAGAACCAAAGUUUGUUCCGUACGAGCCGUACAAGGGCGCUGUCCAUCCGAUGGUGAUGCGGAAGUCGCAGAAGAAGCUCAAGCGACAAGCCAGCACCGAGAGUGUGAGCACCACGACAAGUCUGGACCCGAAGGAAAAUUUCCCCCAAGAAUCUCCGAUUGUAUUGAGCAGAGGCGAGACUGAGCUCAGGGCCCAGUUGGCCAGGGCGGGGGACGAGAUCCAAAGUCUGGAAGCGCAGCUGCGAUUCCAGGAGCAGGUCAACUCGGAACUGAAAAGAAUGUUGGUCGCUGCCGUGGGCGAGGACGUCGAGGUCAAAGUGCAACACCUUACUGAGGACAAACUGCACCUGGCCAGAGCCUUAGUUAAUAAUUCCGAGAGUAUUUCUUCCCACCAAGAGAAACUUGAGUACGUGACUGGCCAGUGCGAGGUUUGGAGGAGCAAGUUUUUGGCAAGCAGUCUGAUGGUGGACGAGUUGGCCAGGUGGAAAACGGAAAUGGUAAAUUUUACUGAGCAACUGAAGGACACCCUUGGUGUAAUUUUGAAGGAGAAUGGAAGUGCCAAAGAAGCAAUGAAGGUCACCUGCAGAAAUUUACAGCUCUUAAGGGAAAACUUUGACCCAGCUUCAGGAAUUCGAAUGGGCUCUCCGAACCGAAAGAUGAGCACCUCCCACUUGCCAAGUACCUGCAGUCUGACGGACAUCGCUACUGCCAACCAAAAACUCAGCGAAACCCUCGGCCACCGACUUCUCGGCUACAUUCCCAAUCAGCCGCACGACUGCAAAUGGGACGGUCUUCAAAGCUUCUCCUCGGCAGAGCUGAGAGCAAUAAAGCUUCUUCAAAACUGCGCUGCCAACAAAUUUGGGCUGGGUCCGGAUGAGGCAUGCAGUGCUGUUGUUGGGGCAGCCGCAGCGGCCGGUAGCCAGUUGUUUCCACAUGUGAGUUGCACACCCACGGCCUGCUGUGGUCAAUGUCAGGGAGAAAUACACCAACUGUGAAUUAUUUUAUUCCAAAAUCCGGCAAAAGAAAUUUUGACCAAGCUAAAAUAAUCCAUCAGGGAUAUCAAUGCAUCUGUAAUUUUUUUAUCCGCACUUGUUGAUACAAGCUGAACUUUACUGUUCAUAAAAAUAAAUAUUUAUUAUAUUCUCAAA